This is a messenger RNA of Sodiomyces alkalinus F11, 2776 nucleotides long. Its product is annotated as peptide-N4-(N-acetyl-beta-glucosaminyl)asparagine amidase A. Bases 456 to 2510 code for a protein of 684 amino acids. NCBI's taxonomy places the organism in Eukaryota, Fungi, Ascomycota, Sordariomycetes, Glomerellales, Plectosphaerellaceae. The record is from RefSeq and is a predicted model, not a curated record. The transcript has 3 exons.
UCCCCCGUGACAUCGAGGCGGCAGACUCAGUAAUUAUUCAACUCCUCCAAGCCUGAGCCUCGCAGUGUACCUACAGAGCGAUCUCCGCCUAUCCCGAUCCCUCCCUUCUUCGGGACCUUUGCCGUACUUGUUGCUAAACUUUCAGAACUCUCGCUCCAAUCGCCGUGCGAUCAUCAUAACUUUAUCGUAACCCUCGGUCUCAUCCGCUUCAGCCGAAUAUCUACUCUUGGAGCACUAGCAAAAGCUUCCAGGCAGAUGUCCAUAUCUCUGCCUUAACUUGCUCGUCUGCCUCAGACGGUCACGCGCAAAGUUUCGACUUACUAGCUUUUCAUUCCUUCGACCAUGGUUUAUCCUUACGCUUACUAGGUAGGUACUGGAACUUCGGGCUACCAGCAACCCAACCACCAAAACAAGUGCGUCUUUUGUCUUCGUUCGGAGUUGAUUCCGCAUCAACCAUGCGACCUCCCUGGAUUGCUCUCCUUCAGUAUCUAGUUGGAACCUCCGCACUUGGGCUCGAGGACCAACAUGAGCUUAUUAGCUCAGAGUUGGAACAUGAAUUGCUAGCGCCCCAGGACCAGCCCGACCGUGCCGUCCUUGCUGAAGGCCAUGCGUGGCCCGAGGCCCCGCUGGAAUGUAUCCAGGUCGCGCAGCCGGUACGGGGACCGUCCGGGCCUGUCCUACAGGGCACUGCCAUCCAUUCCCUAGCCGGAGAGGCGCCAGGGGAACCUUGUUGCUCCAUGCUGCUGAUGGAGCAUUCUUUUGGCUUUAGCUAUGGAAAGCCCUUCGUCGGACAGUAUCAGCCACCGGGCUGCGAUUUUGACAGGGUCAUCAUGAACUUUACCGUCACCUCUGCCGGGCGUCAGUUUGAUCGUCUGGCGCUUAUGUUCUUCAACGAUACCGAAGUCUGGCGGACUUCCACUGCCGAGCCGAAGCCGUCACCUGGCAUUGUCUGGACUUAUUGGAAGGACAUGACCCAAUAUCUCAGCCUCUGGAAGGCACCCCAGACGCUCAUCUUCGAUCUGGGCAAUCUUAUAAAUGACAAGUACACCGGUUCUUUCAACUGCACAUUGACUGCUACUUUCUUUAAGAGUAACGUGGCUCAUCACGGCUCUCCUCCGGCCGACUUGGUUAUUCCAAUCUCGGCAAGAAAAGGGGCAACUGGUUCAGGCAGCGCCUGGACCGUUCCCCAGCAACAGGCGAUCAACACCGUCAGCUUUCCGCGAAAUGCAGUAAAGGCCGUGUUCUCUGUCUCGGCAAAUGGGCAAGCCUCCGAGGAAUUUUGGUGGAGUAAUGUGCUCCAGAGUGACGUUGCGGCCUUCAAUAAGACAGUCGGCCUGCUUCCCGGGCUGAGUCCGUUCAGAGAAGUGCAGGUGUAUAUCGACGACCGCUUAGCUGGCGCGGCUUGGCCUUUCCCCGUGGUCUUCACUGGAGGCGUCUCCCCAAGCCUACAUCGACCUGUCGUGGGGCUGGAGGCGUUCGAUCUCCGAGAGCAUGAAGUUGACCUUUCGCCUUGGCUGCCUCUUCUCUGUGACGGCAACGACCACACUUUUAGGAUUCGAGUGGUCGGCCUUUAUGACGACAAGAACUCCGCGUUCCUGACGGAUAGAAUCGGGGACUAUUGGGUCGUGACAGGCAAGAUAUUCGUGUGGCUCGAUGAGGAAGGCUCAGUCACCACGGGCCGGAGUCCCGAGAUCAAAGCACCGGAGCCUGCCAUUCGCAUUUCUCACGAAACACGCCAGAACGACUCUUGGAUAAACGAGGACCUCACAUACUCCCUUCACGUGCAACGCAACAUAUCCGUCAAGGGGGAGGUCACCACACGGAACGGCUCACGGACAUCCGCUUGGGCCCAGGCAUUGGCGUACACUAAUCUCGGCGCCGUGGCUUCUUUUGGCAACCAUUACAUCAACAAUAUGACCAUCACUGGGGCGGAACAAGCACAGGGUCCGAGAUUCUACUUCUCUGUCUACUCAUACCCGCUAUAUGCCAACUCCAGCCACAUUACCAGCCCGACGAACAACCUCACCAUCGAAGCUGAGCUAGAUCAAGGAUUAUACCUGGAAAUUCGGGGAGAUCCCGUCUUUCCGACCGGCCUUGAGGCCUUCACCACGACUGCUCGGAAUACGAAUCAGUCCCUGGUGGGGAGCAGGGUUGCGACGUUCAGAACCGGCCAGGCCUCGUUCUACCAGUCUGGAGAUGGAAGGCACAGCAGCGGGUUUGGAUCCACGCGCCAGCAUUUCUGCUUUGGGGGCAUCAAGUCGGAGGGAGGUAGCUCCGUUGACGUCGAACUGUACAGGCGCGACAUGGCAGCUGUCAAUGACACGGUUAUUUUCGACGAGGAGAAAGUCAGCGUUCCGGGCCCAAUACCUUCACAUAAUGGAUCACGGCACCGGCAGCAGAAGCAUCGAUAUCCGGAGCGCGAACAAGUAGGCCCCUUCGCCUUUGCGCCAGCCAAAGGCAAGCAUGUUCCAUGGGGGAGCAUAGAAGCUGAAAAACGCCACCAUCUUUGAGCCUCGCAGCCCACCUGGCCCCGCCUCGAAUUUUUUCUUUGUUAUUUACCUCUCCCUUUUGACGCCUAUUCGAAGCCAGGACAUGUCGGCGCAAAGUCUCGCUUUGCGUAGCGUGAUCGCUCUUGUCGAAACAUUCCAGUCAAGGUUUCCACCGACUUGCAAUGCCGGGGCUCAACUCGUGAACUGACGUGUCGUAGAGAGUUCUCUACCGCUAUCAAGGAAGUAACUGCAUAAGGUAGCUACCGACAACUCCACCAGGAGGGUUC